Molecule: messenger RNA, 1895 nt
Organism: Centruroides sculpturatus (bark scorpion)
Lineage: Eukaryota; Metazoa; Arthropoda; Arachnida; Scorpiones; Buthidae
Exons: 5
Coding region: 34-954 (306 amino acids)
Biological process (GO): lipid metabolic process
Cellular component (GO): membrane
Molecular function (GO): oxidoreductase activity, acting on the CH-CH group of donors
Source: RefSeq, a predicted model, not a curated record
UAAAUAUGUAUUUUUAACAGAAGAAUAAUCAAAAUGGCUAUAGAAGUACUUGAUGUUGAUCAUCUUGGUGUUAGUGCCAUUGUGACAGUGGCCAUGCAGCUCUUGUUCUUCAUACUAGCAUCAGCUUUUCAGUUUGAUAAAUUGGCUGAUUUUGCAGGAGGAACUAAUUUCAUUAUCGUUGCUUUAUUGACUCUCUUUCUUGGAGAGACAUAUGACAUGCGACAAUGUUUAGUCACUGCAUUCGUGUGUGUAUGGGGUGCAAGGCUGUCUGGAUUUUUAAUGUAUCGAGUAAUGAAAGUCGGAAGAGAUCAGGGUUUCGAAGAUAAGCGUCAUAAUAUUAUAAGAUACUUAAUAUUUUGGACUUUCCAAGGUGUUUGGGUGUAUCUUGUUAGUUUGCCAGUUAUAUAUAUAAAUUCACCUAGAAAAGCUGUUCCAAAUUCACCGCUUCCAAUGACAACAUUGGAUUAUGUUGGUUCCUCAAUGUUUGUAUUUGGCUUAUUAUGUGAAACCUUAGCUGAUAUUCAGAAAUUUCGCUUUAAAGGUGAUCCUGCAAACAAAGAACGGUGGUGUGAUUAUGGUUUGUGGAAGUUUUCUCGACAUCCAAAUUAUUUUGGAGAGAUAAUUUUGUGGUGGGGCAUUUUCCUUGUAGCAAUAAACGUUAUUAAAGGACCAGAAUGGCUUUCCAUUAUUAGUCCAUUAUUUACGACGGGUAUUAUUUUAUUUCUAAGUGGAAUACCUUUAUUAGAGAAAGGUGCAGACGAUCGUUACAGAGGAUUUCUAUCGUCUUAUCACAAUUACAAAUGUUCAACAAGUCCACUGAUACCAUUACCUCCAUCCUUAUAUGGCCUUUUCCCAGGUUUCUUCAAAUGUGUCCUCUGUUGUGAAUUUCCUCUGUAUGAUUUUCUUGACUUCCAGCCAGGCGAUAUUGGUACUCCAUUAGAAACACCAACAUAAUUGACAGAUAUUUAUACAUAAGUAUAAGAAAAUAAUUCAUUUUAAAUAUAGAAAUUAAGUGAAGGCAUUUUCAUUACAGGUGUAAUUGUAAAAAGGCAUUAAGAUUAUUUAGAUACAUUUCAUUUUUAUUAAUAUAAUAAGAUUUAAUGUAAGUCAUGACAAUCAAUAAUCUAUUGUAAAUUACUACAUUUUGAAACUUGUAUAUAGCAAUGUAUUAUUAUGUAUAUAUUGAUAACCUAUAUAAUUUAUUGUAACUUUAUUUUAACAUGCAUUAUUAAAUAAUGCUAUUAAGUGAUUAAAUAUAAGUACAUUUUAAAUUAGUAAAUAAUUUAAAAACUGUAAUAUUUAUAAUCUAAUUUACAAUCAUUUUUUUUACUUUUAAGAGCUGUUUAAGCUAUUAACAUGUUUACUUCCAGUGAUUCCUUGAAGUGGUCUAUAUUGUAACAUUUCAUUGCCGACCUCACUCAUGAGUAUUGUAAAAAUUUGUUACUUCUUUCUUGGAAAAUUUUAUUUGUUGUCUUUAAGAAAAAAUUUUUUUAUUGUUUUUAUUGUAUACUUCUAAGAAUGUAUUAUUAUAUAAUAUUUUAUAUAAUUUUUGACAUUUUUAACAUACAUAGAUUAAGUAAACAAUGGUUAGGAACAUAUCCCUAGAGGGGCAGUGAACAUGUUAAAUAUUCCUGCAUAUUAUACAAAUAUAUUUUAUUUUGGAAAUUUCUAUACUUUUUGAGCAAAUAUAAGCAAAUAGAAACUAGUUAGUUUAUUAUAGUAAUUUGUGAUUAUAGAUAUGUAGUAAAUACAAAGCUAUCAUUAUACGUAUUAUAAUUAAUAAAUCUAAGAUUUAAAUAUUUAGAGCUUUGCAAUUCUUCUGUGUUUAUAUAAAAAUACUUUUUCUUAACUUACAUUAUUUUAAAUAUGAUAUUAACCAACUAAUUAAAUUACUU